Messenger RNA from Nicotiana tabacum (common tobacco), 2332 nucleotides. RefSeq names its product F-box protein AUF2-like. NCBI's taxonomy places the organism in Eukaryota, Viridiplantae, Streptophyta, Magnoliopsida, Solanales, Solanaceae. The record is from RefSeq and is a predicted model, not a curated record. Gene Ontology annotation, molecular function: protein binding.
AGCCCAAUACCCAAUUCUCUGUCUUUCCCGUUCAUAUCCACACACCCAACCACUCCUCUUUCUCCUAAUUUCUUAAAAAACAUUUCAGAGGAAAAUAAUUUUACGCCGGCUAUGGAGUUCGAAUUGGAUCACUCUGACGGGUUCGAUCGGAUACCCGACCCGCUUAUCAACCUAAUCUUCAACCAAAUCUCCGACAUCAAAACCCUAAUCCGAUGUCGCUCCGUUUCCAAACGGUUCAACUCUUUGGUUCCUCAAGCCGAUUCGCUCCUCCUCCGGGUCGACCGGGUUAUCUCCGCCACCGAUUCCGACGAUGAAGACGAUUCCUUCUUCAUUGCUUUCCUCAGAUCCAUCAUCAAAUCCCUUCACCAUCUCGUUUCCCCAAGCAAGCCUCUCCCAAACCCGACCCGAUCACAAAACUCACCCGCCCAGAUCCUGCGCGAGUUCGAGAAGAUCCGGAAUCUUGAAAUCGAGCUGCCGUCCGGCGAUCUCCGAUUAGAGAAAGGCACGACAAUUAAGUGGAAGGCAGAGUUUGGGAAAACCCUAAAGAACUGCGUGAUUUUAGGGUUUCGUGGUGGGGAAGGUGGCGGAGGAGAGGCAGAGUUAGGCGGAGGAGGAGGAGGAGGAGCUGGGGGAGGUUUGAAAAUGAGGGUAGUUUGGACAAUUAGCGCGUUGAUAGCAGCAUCAGCAAGGCAUUACAUGAUGAUGGAAGUCGUAAACGAGCACAAGGAGCUGGAGAAUUUGGUGAUCAAAGACAGAGAAGAUGAAGGCAAAGUAGUGAUGGAUAAGAAAGGAUUGAGAGAAUGUAGAGAGAGCCAAGGCGAAGGCGAAGAAGCGGAGGUGAAUAGUGCUACCAGUGGGAAUGGCGUUGGUGUUUGGUGGCGGUGCAAUCGUACGACUGUGCCAGCUGUACGAAUGAGGAUGAGGCACGAAGCUAGAAUGGAACUCUCCGAUGGCACGAAAAUGGUAGGAGCAACAUUGGUGAUUGUGAGGCCAAUUAAUCAGGGUAAUGGUGAGAGGAGUGAGGUAGAGGAACAAAAUGGAGAUGUAGGAUUGGCAUUAGCGGCAUUUGGGGAUGAUGCAGUGUAUGGAGAAGCCGUGGAGAGGUUGCUCAAGAGUAGAAGUUAUAUCCUGGAGAUGAAUUCCUUUUAGUUCCCACGGUAUCUGUAAGAACUUGUUCUCAAUCAAUGUGAUGACCGUCUAGAAUUUUGAAGUCAUUUGUAAAUAUAUCGCUAUUGCUAUUUGUACAAGUAAUGGUAGACAUGGCAUUUCGUGCGUACGAAAGAAGAUUCUAUUGCUUAUAUUAGAGUCAUGAACGAAAUCCAAACUCUGGGGGUUUUAGGUAUUGGGGCAGUGAGAAUUGAACUGAAACUUUGUGUGAGGAUCUCUUGGUCUUACCAUUUCCAUUGAGCUAUGUUGCCUUCUUUUUUUGUUGCAUUUGUACACGAUUUUACCUGUAGUGUCUGAUCUUAUUGUGUACCAUUUCAUGUGCGGUGUCUGCUCAAGCCUCUUUUCAUUAGGACUUCAGAAACCAAUGUUGAUACUUGUUCCUACUUAUUGAACCCGUAAUUUGCAUUCAAAGGCAUAUUGAGGAGUCAUAUGUCCGACCCAUUUGGGAUGGAGAAUUGAUUGAAAUAUAUUGUGAAUGGAAUAUGUGCUGGCUAGAUGGUAAAAGUAUGUUGAUCAGAUACUGAGUGUUCAACUUGUUUGAUUAAUUUUUACAUGAGAAUACAGAAGUGAUCUAGCUGAUUCCAGCUUAUUCGUUAUUGAGGAGUAGCAACUGAACACUUUGCUUCUAGAAUACCCACAGCCUAUAAAAAAGGGCUGCAAUGGCAACUAUCUGAAAUCCCAUAAGAGGAAGAACAGGAGGGAAACCUCUAUUAUGCUGAAGGAUGCAAUUGAUUUGUCACCUGAACAACCUUGGAAGAAGGGCCGGGUACCUCAAGGAACCUAUUAGCAAAAGGCCAAAGCCACUUAGGUUCCUUGGCAAUAUUGCAUUACAGAUUUUUUGAGUUAUUGGCAGUAUGUUGCAACAUACCAUAUGGAAUUAUCAGAGGCAACUGCCAUUGGCGUAGUGAAUUCACCAGCUGUGAUGCAGUAUGAGCAAGGCCUGAUGAAUGCUUUUCCAAAUGACAAUUCAAGCAUGAGUCCUUAAUUUUAUCUUUGAUUAAAUUUGUUUCUGAAUAGUUAGCAGCCACGAUCAAAAGCUUUAGUUAGCUGUGUCUAGUGGCCAUGUGUGAUAAUCGUUGUAGCUUGUAUUCUUCUGUUGGUUUUUGGACGUUUAUAAUUUCCGUGGAAUCUUUAAUGACAGUUGAUCAAAGUUUUAGCGAGGCAA